This is a messenger RNA of Musa acuminata subsp. malaccensis (wild Malaysian banana), 2841 nucleotides long. RefSeq lists its product as uncharacterized. Gene Ontology annotation, molecular function: protein binding. Gene Ontology annotation, biological process: response to endoplasmic reticulum stress. The record is from RefSeq and is a predicted model, not a curated record. Lineage: Eukaryota; Viridiplantae; Streptophyta; Magnoliopsida; Zingiberales; Musaceae.
UGUGUUGGACGUCUCUUAUCGCCUGGGUUGCCUUCGUGGUAGAGUCACCCCCCUUCGCACCUUCCGAAUAGUGGCGGCAGUCGACUGGCGGUCAGCAGACGCUCGCUUCCCUCGGCGGCACUUGCGGUGAUCCGACACUGAUCCACUCCGGGUUUCUCGAAGACGAGGGCCUUCGGUCUCGUUCGACAGAACUCGAUCACACUCGUCCUCGAGAAGCCUCUGCUUAAACCCUAACCCUUCCCUCGCGCCUCUCUCUCCAUCUCCUUGUUCGACGGUCUCUAUCUCCGGUGAGUGCGACGUUGGUCCGCGACGCAAAUGCCCGUUUUCUUGGAUUGAUUUUGGGUAUGUUUUCUUGCUUGCUUACGGAAGAAGUCAUCCUUCUUGGGCAUCUUUCUUGGUUUCGCGACUCGAUCGGCCGUCGCCAUCGAUGUAAAGGAUGGGGGCAGGACGUAAGACGCAGGCGAUCCUCGUGCCGGAGCCGUCGCCGGCCAGGAACUUGCUCAAGAAGGAUUUGGGAGGAACGAUCUUUGGCUGCAAGGACGCGACGAUGAAGGAGUGCCUUAAAAAGCAAUUGUUCGGCUUGCCCUCUACUCACUUCUCGUAUGUGAGGAACAUCGAACCAGGUCUGCCUCUUUUUCUGUUUAGUUACACCAACAGGACAAUGUAUGGCAUUUUUGAGGCUGCAUGUCAUGGUCAGAUGAACAUUGAUCCGUAUGCUUGGACGGAAAACGGGGCACAGAGAACACCCUUUCCUGCACAGGUUCGUGUGUAUACAAAGACGCCUUGUCAACCUCUUUCAGAGAAACAAUUUAAGAGUGUAAUUGAGGACAAUUAUUAUGCGCAAAAACAUUUCUGGUUCGAACUGGAUCAUGCACAAGCAAAAGGCUUAAUGCUUUUAUUCAAACCGGCAUCAGUUCCUGUCAGUAUUAAGCAAGCCCCCUUUCCUUCAAAUAAAUCCAUCUAUUGCGCACCACUAUGUGGUGCCGAACGGAAGGCAAUGAACAGUCAGGAGAAUCAAGACAUCGUUGUUGCUGAAGGAGAGUCGAAAUACUCUACUGAGCGUAGGAACGUGAAUAAGUUUGAGUCACUUGACGGGGGUGAUGAAGAUAAACUUGGUAGCUCAAGCAACACAUCAUCCAGUGUUCAUGAUGAGGAGACUAAGGAACAAGUCAUGGAAUGGGGGGAUUACAAUGACAACAUCCAGGGGAAUCAUUCAAUGCUUAACCCUCAAUUGAAUAGAGAGAACAUCAAGUUGUUGGAACGACACUCUACUGUCAAGGAAUCAGAGGCUGAUAUGAAGGAAGUGCUGCAUAAGCUUAAGGAACUUUCAGUUGAGCGUACAGCUUCAAGUUCAUCAAAGGAUUGUAGAAAUGAUAAUUUUACUCCAUGCAUAUCUCAGGAUGUGCGCAAAGAGGAUACCUUCAUAUCACCUGAAGCGGAGAAUAGAACCAUAUCUGAACUGCAGGAAAAUUCCAAGUUGGUGCAAGUCAUCAAAGCAUUGACAGAAAGGACUGAAGCAUUGGAGAAAAAGCAGGCUGAAUCAGAUAAAGAGUUGCAACAACUGAGAGAUGUAGUCGAGAAGUCAGGGAGGACGGUUCAAGGAUUGCGGGAUCAAGUUAAAGAACUAGAGUCUAAACUUAAUUCCUCUAUGUCUCUUGGUGAAACAUGUAUCGAUCAGUAUGGAGAACCUGGAAAAGUUAUUUACCUCUUGGGUGGUUAUGAUGGUACUUCUUGGUUAUCAGCAUUUGAUGCAUUUUCACCUUCUGAGGACAAACUAAUGCCUCUUAAGCCGAUGAGUUCUCCUCGUUCAUAUGCUGGUGUUGCGGCAUUAGAUGACAACAUAUAUGUUUUUGGCGGCGGUGAUGGCAAUUCUUGGUAUACUUCAGUCGAGUGCUACAAUCAGAGGGAAAAUAAGUGGGCGCUGUGCCCUAACUUGAAUCAUCCAAAAGGGAGCCUUGCUGGAGCUACUUUGAACAGCAAGAUAUAUGCUAUUGGUGGAGGAGAUGGAGUUAAGUGUCUUUCGGAUGUUGAGAUGUAUGAUCCAAUCCUUGGAAAGUGGAUAAACAGUCAGUUGAUGUUUGAUAAGCGAUUUGCUACUGCUGCAGUUGAACAUGAUGGAGUCCUGUAUGCUGUGGGUGGAUAUAAUGGCGAUGGUUACCUGAUGUCAGCUGAAAGAUACGAUCCACGAGAAGCUUAUUGGACCAGGCUCCCAAGCAUGAAUGCCAGAAGGGGAUGCCACUCAUUAGCGGUUCUGAACGGUAAAAUUUAUGCGAUGGGAGGAUAUGAUGGUGAAGAAAUGGUUGCAAGUGUUGAAAUUUUUGAUCCUCGUCUGGGUUCGUGGAUGAUCGGUGAGCCAAUGAAUUUCGCAAGAGGAUACGCUGCUGCCUCAGUGCUGGGCGAUACACUGUUUGUUAUUGGUGGGCUCAAAAGCGGGGAACACAUUUGGGACACCGUGGAGUGUUAUAGGGAGGGAAGCGGAUGGAGCAUUUCCAGCUCCAAGACAAUCGGGAAGAGGUGCUUUCUCUCAGCCGUUGCUCUAUAAGCAUCAUCAUCCUACUUUCUUCUUCCGAUGAUGACGAGGAAGAGGAAGGACGAUGCGGAGCCUUUUUGAGAUCAUCCUCCCGUUGCUCUAUAAGCAUCAUCGUCCUACUUUCUUCUUCCGAUGAUGACGAUGAAGAGGGAGGACGAUGCGGAGCCAUUUUGAGAUCAUCCUCCCGUUGUAUAUGAAAUUGAUGGACGACGAGGAUGCAGUCUUUUCUUUUUUUUCUUUUUCCUUCUUUCUUGGACUUGGGAUAUGAAAUUGAUCAUGAUUGAAAUCAGAAUAGUGAAAAUUUCUCGACA